This is a messenger RNA of Cajanus cajan (pigeon pea), 528 nucleotides long. The record is from RefSeq and is a predicted model, not a curated record. Lineage: Eukaryota; Viridiplantae; Streptophyta; Magnoliopsida; Fabales; Fabaceae.
AUGUUAGAGAAGAUUGUCCAGCCCAACAGAAAAGAUUGGAGUAACAGGUUGGAUGAUGCUCUUUGGGCGCAUAGGACUGCCUACAAAGCACCCAUAGGGAUGUCUCCUUAUCGGGUUGUCUUUGGCAAGGCAUGUCAUUUACCUGUUGAGAUUGAGCAUCGGGCCUACUGGGUUGUGAAGACCUGCAACUUCUCCAUUGAUCAGGCUGGUGAGGAAAGGAGGUUGCAACUAAAUGAGCUUGAUGAGAUCCGCUUGGAAGCCUACGAGAAUUCAAAAUUCUACAAGGAGAAAACCAAGAAGUUCCAUGACAGCUUGAUAGCUAGGAAGGACUUCGUGGUUGGCCAGAAAGUUCUAUUGUACAAUUCUCGGCUCGGACUCAUGGGUGUUGAGAUCAAAAGUGAAUCCACAUAUAAGAGCUUUAAAGUCAAUGGACACCAGCUGAAGCCAUUCCUCAACAAUCCAUCUUUGUUGAAUGCAGUGGUAGAGGAGAUGUCUCUGCUUGACCCUGCUUCUCUCCCACUACCAUGA